AGCUUGUGCAAUGGUUGAGAACAAGGUGAAUCGAGGGUUCAACCUUGUCUUCUCCGACUCGUCUCACCUUCUAACAAUAUGGCAUGGCCGACCAAUUCACCGGAAAUUCAACAUCGCAUCUCCUCACUACUGGAUAUUCUCACUGCAUCAUCUUCCGAGCAUCCAUCAGUGAAGUGCCACGUUAUAUCAAUGCUAUUCCCCAUCGUUCAGCCCUCCGACUACCUAUUCACACCACCCUACCAAAAGUCGCUGCCAACAAUGGAGAGCUCAAGACUUCGCAUCUAUGCAGAAAAGAUGUUGAACAUUGGUUGCAAGAAUUGGAUAUCUCUGAGGAAGAGCGCAAUCAAUUCCUCAAGUCCGUUGUUGAUGCAUUUAUAUAAUCUGUGCAGCCGGAAACUACUUAUCAUCACACGCUGUCUUGCGUUACUUCAUUGUCAUCCUCUUUGCCUGAAAGUCAAUCAGAGGCUGUCGAUGCCAUAGCCUUAGUAUUGUGCUUGUCCGGGUUAUUUGACUUUGAUCCAUUGUUCAAGUUCGACACUUUUGUAUGAGCAAAAGAUCACGAGCCUUUCUCGCUUUUGCAGGUGCUUCAAGUUUUGAACAGUGGUCUACCAGAAUUACAUUCUUGG
Molecule: messenger RNA, 626 nt
Organism: Suillus discolor
Lineage: Eukaryota; Fungi; Basidiomycota; Agaricomycetes; Boletales; Suillaceae
Exons: 5
Source: RefSeq, a predicted model, not a curated record